GAGACCAGCCCACUUUUCUUAUUAGCCCAGUCCACUUCUCUGACUACAGUUGCUUACCGCUUCUCUGUAAUUGGUAGGAAAAUGAUAUACACAGCAUAUACAUACAAAACUAUGCAUAUCAUACACAUACAAACAAACUCAUCCUCUCUGAUCUUCACAGCAUAUACAUACAAAACUAUGCAUAUCAUACACAUACAAACAAACUCAUCCUCUCUGAUCUUCAUCUUUUUCGAUGUCUGAUUUCUAUGUUUGAGAAGUAACGUAAUAGAUAAUCUCAGAUGCAUCCAUGUGAGAAGACAUGAAAAUCACUAAGUUUAACAGCACAAAUCACUAUUUUCCAAACUAAUAUCACUGAUUUAUAAAGCGGUUAUUACUAAUUUAUAAAUCGAAUAUCACUAAUAUGUAUAGCAGAAAUCAUUAAUUUCUAUAACUAUAUCAAAGUUUUAACAACACCAAAAUCCAUGUAUGAGCUUUAAUCAUUCAAGACAUUAAGAGAGAGGUCGUCGAAAAAGAUUAGGGGAAGGGAAGGAAAAGAUGGAGAAAGUGAUGACGGAGAAUGGACAGAUCUGGUGAUAGCGGGGAAAGAAAGGUGAUUUAGAUGACGGGGAAGAUGAAGGGUGGAGCUGGUGACGAUGAUGGUGAAAUCAAGGUCAGAGAUGGAUGGAUAAUGAUGGCGGAUCGUAGGUGGCAACGGUGGUGGGUGUUAGUUCAAAUCAGGGGAGGUAGGGGUUGUUGGUCAGAGGCAUAUCUGGGUGGAUGAGGUGGGUGGGUGCUGGGUUUUACUAAUUCCAAGUGUGGGGAUUAGUUUUAGCAGAGUGUCUUUAGUAAUUAUAAGAGUUUUAAUAGUGGUUUUUAGUUUUUAUUUUAAGAUUGGUUUGUAUUUGAUCAAAUGCCUAUAAAUAUAUAUAUAGAUAUUAGUUACUUUGCUUUUUUAAUCUAACAAUAUUUAUUUAUCCUAUCUGACAAAUGAUAAGUUUUCGAUAAUUAAGCGAAUCAUACAACCAAAUUAUCUUCGCCUAUUAUUAUAUAUAAGUAUAUAGUAUAAUAAUAUAGAUGUUAGAUAAGUUUUUUUUAGGAUAGGAUUAAUUCUUUUUUAAAAUUUCCAAUCAACAUCACAAAAAGAAACUAAUAAAAUAAUCGAGCUAACAUCACAAAAAUAAAAUAGUAAGAUAAUCUGCCCCCCUAUUCACACUUACGGAUCCUCUCUAUAAGCAACUUUACCCUAAUUCUUCUAUACCCUCUCCAAUUUAAUCGAUAAAAUUAUCUUGUGCUUUCCGUUGAAAUUUUGAGAAAAUCAUGACGACGAGUUUAAGCUCAUCAGGCAAGGUGGUUUAUGCAGUCACAAAUCAUGUAGCUUUUCUCGAUAAAGAAUCAGUGCAUGCAGACUUUCAUCCCCUGAUGGAUUUCUUGAAAAACUCUCCGAUCAGUUAUGCUCUCUCUGCAAGCCCCACAAUUUAUACUGAAAUUGUUCAAGAGAUGUGGAACAAAGCUGAUUGCACCACAAAGGGUGAAAUAAAAUUCACCAUCAAGGGUAAUUCCUAUGUUUUAACUCCCUCUGUGAUCAAUGAAGCACUUCAUUUGCCUAAUUCUGAUUUCGAAAAGUUACCUACUGAUGAGGAGAUUAUUUGUAUGUUGAAAUUUAUUAAGUAUGCGUCGAAACCCUGGCAGUUGAGUCAUAUAAGUAGGAGGUAUCUUAGGAAGGAGUGGUCGUAUUUCUUUGAUACUCUGACAAGGGUUUUUACUGCUAGAUGUAGCGGUUAUAAUGCGAUAACUAUUUUGGUUCAGAUCAUUGGUUAUAGUUUGAUGUUUGGGAGGACGAUUGAUAUUGGAACGUUACUGCUAAAUGAAUUUUCUACAAAAUUAGGCGAUGUCGGGAAUAGGUCUAAAGUGGUGUAUUAUGCUAGGUUCCUUAUGAUUAUUGCUAAUUAUUUUUGUGAGGAACUUAGUGUAGAUGAUAGAGAUGAUACGUUGCCGCUGUGUUCGCAAAAAAAAGUGUUGUUUUCUCACCUGGUCACAAACAAUUUUUAUGCUGAGGUUGAGUUUGUGCUUCCAGAGCACAUUCGUGCACAACUAUCUGCUAUAACUUCUUCACCUGCACACACGAGUUCAUCGCUAGUUCCUCUUAAAAUCGAGGAUGUGGAAGAGAGCCGAACUUCUCCUGCCCAAGAAGCAAUGCCCUCACAAUCUGAAUCCGGAACUGUAGUCACCUCAUCAGGCUCCGUAUCUGGUAAGAGGAAGAAGACUACUCUGUCUACCAUAAGCAACAUGGGCAAUGAGGGAAGUCAAACAGCAAAUGCGGUAAAUUCACCUCGGAAGAAGAAGUAUGCAAGGAGAGUAAAACUUGCAAGGAGUGGUAGUGUUGUAAAUCAAGAAGUGCCUCUUGUACGAACUACGGAUGAGGCAUCACCAGUGGAGCUUCCUCUAUCUUUGGAGGAUGAACAGAGAAAUAAUGGCCUUCUCUUCCUGCUCGAACAUGCACAAGAUGCGGAAGAUCGUCAACACCUCAUGAAUGCAGCUUCUGUCUUGAAAUCUCAGUUGGUGGCCCGGCUCACAAGUCAUACUGACAAACUAAGGACCGAGGAUAUGGUUAGCCUUGCUGAUAAGUGUUACAAGACACUUGAAGGAUUAGGAGAUGAUUAUACAUCUUUUUGCACUGAAGUCAACAAACUAAUUGCACAACACCAAGAGCUGGCAUCUGCUGCCAGAAAGAAAGACAAUUGGAAUGAUUGGGAUCUAAAGGCUCGUUAUAUUCACCAAGUGCAGUUUCUCUCUGAAGUGAGACAGAAUUUAUCCAGUGCCCAAAACAAACUGUCUACAGCUAAGACAAAUGCAAAGUCAUUGAAGCUCGAAAGGGAAGAUCUGCAAAGUGCAUUACUUAUGCUUACGGAGGAGUUGCUUGAGGCAGAAGAAAGAGUCGAGAUUCUGACAGCAGAGAGGGAUCAAUGCAAAGAAGCUCAUCAUGCUGUUGAAUCUGAACUCAGGAAAUUGGAUGCAGAUAAGGAGGAAGCUAAUGUGGCACUUAAAGCUAUGGAUGAUCAAUAUAAUGCUGCCAAGAAUGAAUUUGAGAGGAUGAGUAAUUACUUGCUACAGUUAGUAAAUAAGUAAUGGAAUAAUUUUACUUAAGGUUCAACUUAUGAUAGUCUUCCUGUGUAACCUCAACCAGUCUCUGUUGGGCCCUCCCCGCUGAAUAUCAGGAUUCUGGACCUGCAAAUGCUUUUUUCUUUAAAUUGGCCUUUCCGACUUCAAGUACCUCCCUGGUGUUGUAGGACAGUGAUUAGUAUGUUCUUGCGCAUUUCAGAAAUUUUUGAGUAUUGUAAUAAAAAAUGAUGUUUUGGGUUUUUUCAAUUAGCUCAAAUAAUUUAGCGUGUUUCAUGUAUGUCUAACAUUUGUGAAGUAUUUUAAAUGUCUGUUGGAAGUUCAUUGCAUUACUUCACAUUGGUCGUUUUUAUACCAAGAUUGAGUCUGGUUUGCAUAAAGGUAUUCUAUUCUGACUGAUGAGAUUAAUGGAUAAGAAGUAAUAUUUAAGGAA
This is a messenger RNA of Daucus carota subsp. sativus, 3529 nucleotides long. RefSeq lists its product as uncharacterized. The record is from RefSeq and is a predicted model, not a curated record. Lineage: Eukaryota; Viridiplantae; Streptophyta; Magnoliopsida; Apiales; Apiaceae. The transcript has 2 exons. The coding region runs from base 1297 to 3105 and encodes 602 amino acids.